AUGGACGAGAACGAGGGGAGGGGGGAGAAAGAAGGAACGGGACAGAAAGAGGGGGAGGGGGAGAAAGAGAGGAGGAAGGAGGAGAAGGAGGAGGAGGAGGAGGAGGAGGAGGAGGAGGAGGAGGAGGAGGAGGAGGAGGAGGAGGAGGAGGAGGAGGAGGAGGAGGAGGAGGAGGAGGAGGAGGAGAAGAGGCUCAAAAUAGCACUGGGAGUAGCCCAGGGCAUACGUUACUUGCAUGAGGACUCUUCCCCUUCUAUCAUCCACCGGGACUUGAAAUCAGCAAAUGUGCUGAUAGAUAGAGACUUGGUGCCUAAGAUCGCUGAUUUCGGGCUGGCUAGGACAGUGGUGGUUCGGCAGGAGAAGGAGUUGGGUAUUUCUGUCGUAGAAGAGAGGGGAGAAGGCAGGAAAAGGGGUGCGGGGAGUGGGAGCGUGGAGGGGGAGGAGGAAGGCAGGGAGAGGGAGGGAGAAGAGUCGGGGAAAGGAGAUUGGCUAAAUCAAGAGGAGAGCGGAGAGGGUGAGAGAGGAUGGUUGAUGGGAAGGCGAGGGGGAGGCGUGGCCGAGCGGAGGGAACUGGUAUCAGAGCAGAUGGUCUAUCAGAAUAAAAUGGUAUCAGCACAAAUGGUAUCGGGACAUUUGGUGGGCACGUUCGGUUACAUGGCUCCAGAAUACACACUCACGGGGAGUUUCAGUCUCAAGAGUGAUGUAUAUAGCUUCGGUGUUAUCCUCCUGGAGCUUCUCACCGGACGUAAACCUGUGGUCCGAACCGAGCCUGGAGGUGUGGAGAGCCUCGUGCAGUGGGCCAGGCCGCUGCUUGCCGAGCCUAGGCUGCAGGUUCGGCAGCUCGCCGACCCGUUGCUGGAGGGGAGGUUCGAUGAGGGGAGUCUGGUUCGGGUGGUUUCCGUGGCUGGGAUGUGUGUUGCUGCUGAUGUUGCUAAACGGCCGGCCAUGAGUCAAGUAGUGGAGCCUCCCCACCAUUCACUUCCUCUUCUCUCCUCAACACUCCCUUCUUCCCCGUACCCACGUCUCACCAGCCUCUUCCAAUCCGUUUUCCGUUAUCUCCCUUUCUGCCUGCCCUGCCCCUCUUCCCUCUCUCACUCCCCUUCUCACUCCUCCUCCCUCGCCUCUCCCCACCACACACCCAGACGCCACCAUCCAUCCUUCCCACCGCCCCACUACCCCUCCCCAGAUAUACCUUCCCCAGCUGCCGCCUCCCCUGCUUCCUACUUAUCAGCAGAGGAGGGGUUUGAAAACCCGGGUGGAGGGGAGAGUAUGAGGGGGCCUGAAGGGAGUGGGGCAGGAGGGAUAGGGUUUUCCCUUCUCCCGCCUGUGCCAGAGGCAGAACGAGCGGCCAUGCCGAGACUUCUGAGGAUGACAGUUCAAGGGCUGGACUACAGGUGA
This is a messenger RNA of Closterium sp. NIES-65, 1398 nucleotides long. The record is from the annotation of a GenBank genome assembly. NCBI's taxonomy places the organism in Eukaryota, Viridiplantae, Streptophyta, Zygnematophyceae, Desmidiales, Closteriaceae.